AUGGCGAGUUUGUCAACCAGUCAAGGUGGGGAAGAACAUCCGGAGAGAAACUUACCUAUCAAAGAAUGGCGCACGCCUAGCCCUGGUCCAAGUGACCACGGCUCAGAAAGCAUUGAAUACGAGUGCGAGGAGCUUACACCGACGCCACAGAAGAGACCUCGUGGAGGGGAAGAGGACGAUCUGGACUAUGAUCUGAGGGCAGAUGCCGAAGUGCAAGGACCUCACGUAGAGCCACAAGAGGAUCCAAAUGAAUAUGUCAAACAAAAUCGGCUGAAGGUAAUGCCGGUGCCUCUUUGUUUGGACUUCAAUGACGAUGAAAGUGAAGAACCUGUUGCCUCCAUGGUGACUUCUUCAACCACAAAGACGUCUGGUCGGGUUAAGAAAGACGAGGUCCGGCUGGACCCUGGCUGUUUGAGGAUAGCAGUCGCUCCAGCUGAAAUUUGCACAUCAUCACCAUCAGCAUCACCAUCACCAUCACCUUCACCACAGCCCUGCACUUCCCCCAAUUGGACCAUCGAUGUCUCGGACGUCAGAACUAUCAAGGUGACAAACGUGCCUCUCUCAGCGACCGCGGAGAACAUGAAGGAGUUCUUCUUCUCCGGCGAGAUCGACUUCGUCGAGAUGCGAAGGGACUCGGAGACAUCUCAGGUCGCUUAUGUCACCUUCAAGGAGUUCCAUGGAGCUGACACAGCUCUGCUCCUCUCUGGAUCAAGCAUGUGCGGCGAUGUUCCUGUGAACAUCGCACCAGUGGAAGACUACGAACUGCCACCGGAAGCCUACUCCCAUACAGAAGCAAGGUCACCGGCGGCGCCGGGAACGCCGACCGGGGAGGCCGUGAAGAAGGCGGAGGAGGUGGUGAGCACCAUGCUGGCCAGGGGUUUCGUGCUGAGCAAGGACGCGCUGCGGCGCGCGCAGUCGUUCGACGGGCGGCACCAGCAGCUGCUGUCCACGGCGACGGCGCGGGUGGCGUCGCUGGACCGCCGCCUGGGGCUCAGCGACAAGUUCAGCCUCGGCACGGCCGCGGCCCGCGGUGCGGCGCGCGGCGUCGACGAGCGGUUCCAGGUCACGGAGCGCGCCUGGGGCGCCUUCUCCGCGGCCGGGGAGGUCGUGGCCGGCAGCCCCUACGCGUCCCGCGGCGCCGCCUGGGUGUCGGCCGCCGUCGGCGCCGUCGCCAGGGCCGCGUCCGACUUUGGCGCCAUGACCAUGGAGAAGGUGGUCAGGGCCGAGGUGGAGGACUUGGCGGCGGAUGGCGCGGGCGCCGAGGCGGGGCAAGGGCACGCGGCCCGUGUCGACGUGCACGACGGACAGGGAGUUGCAGCUCACCACGGUGACCAAAAGAAUAAGGCAAUGUAG
This is a messenger RNA of Miscanthus lutarioriparius, 1353 nucleotides long. The record is from the annotation of a GenBank genome assembly. NCBI's taxonomy places the organism in Eukaryota, Viridiplantae, Streptophyta, Magnoliopsida, Poales, Poaceae.